Molecule: messenger RNA, 399 nt
Organism: Funneliformis geosporum
Lineage: Eukaryota; Fungi; Glomeromycota; Glomeromycetes; Glomerales; Glomeraceae
Source: the annotation of a GenBank genome assembly
AUGUCUGCCUCCAACUGUAAAAAGAAUAUAGACAUUUUAGAUCAAGCUGAUGUUUUUGGUAUCAUUUCUAAUUUACUAUUACCUGAUUUCAAAGUGAUCUCUCAAUCAAGUGGAAUUUUACCUUUAUCCAAGAUAAUAAACAAAAACAUUUGUCUUAACUUCACCACCUAUAGGAUCGAGGAUAUAACAACUCAACAACUUAAAAUUCAUAUUCUUACUUCUGCAGAGAAUAAUCAGGAUACAUUACUACAUCUAGAACCAGAGGUAUCAGGUUCCUUUAUCUCACUAACUAUCUCAAAUACGAAAGAAGGGAUUUCUUUGAAAUCAAGUAGAGAUAAACAACACUCUGUUUUUGACUCUUUUCUAGCUAAAACUAUUUCAAUAAGUGAUAUAAAAGCA